Molecule: messenger RNA, 5917 nt
Organism: Equus quagga
Lineage: Eukaryota; Metazoa; Chordata; Mammalia; Perissodactyla; Equidae
Gene: SOCS2
Product: suppressor of cytokine signaling 2
Exons: 7
Coding region: 1879-3075 (398 amino acids)
Biological process (GO): regulation of apoptotic process; intracellular signal transduction; phosphatidylinositol phosphate biosynthetic process
Cellular component (GO): phosphatidylinositol 3-kinase complex
Molecular function (GO): 1-phosphatidylinositol-3-kinase regulator activity; death domain binding
Source: RefSeq, a predicted model, not a curated record
GAUCUCUCUCACUAGACCCAGACCUCCUUAAGAGUGGGCUGAAUUACAUUUGUCCCCAAGGCCUGGAACAUUUUAAGUACUCAUGAACGUUUGGUGAGUGGGUGAAUCUCUCACAUGCUGUGUACUAGUACCAUAGUCGUGAGGUCAGGGCUCUUGGAGAUAAAGGAGAAACUCCAAGAGAGCCAAGCUCCUCUUGGUAGCAGACCAGAGCCUGAAGGCUAAGCCGGAGAUUACACUGAGAAGCACAUCUAAGCAAGGGAGGAAGAAAGAGGUGAAGGGAUCCAGGCCAGAAGAAAGGUGCUUCAGAGACAACAGCCAAGGAUCAUCCUAUAGCUCCCCAUCCUCCAAACAAAAAGUAAAAACCUCUCUCUGCCACUCAGCAGAAGCUCGGUGCAGAGCACUCAGCAAUUCCAGCCUAAGAACAUCUGCAUUGCAAGACCAAGAAUGCCUGUUUGGCCUUGGCACAUGGAGGGUAUUUGCAAACCUUCACAAUUCCUCAAUGCAGGGAGCAGAAGAAGCCCUCCAGCUCUGUGAAAAUCACUCUCGCUUCCCCCCUCAAGUAGAAUGACAGUUCAUGACUGCAGCCAUGCACCUGCCCCACUGAACAGGACCGGCAUAGUCCUGAAAAUCUAGGGACAAGGGAAUCACUUGUUUACCCUAUAAGUGCAAAGCUAAAGGGGAACUCCAGAGAAUCAAGUACAAGUUCUCAGGUAGUCCCGAGAGGGUGACCGCUGAGUUUCAUACAGGCAAAUAUAAGGUAAUCUUACCCAGAGGGGCAAAAGUCCGAACUCACUGAGAGUAAAACGAUGACAGCAGAAAUAACAGCUAAUCUUAUUUGCUGAGUGCCAAAGCACUUUUUAUAGAUUAUCUCAUUUAAUUCUCACAACUGCCCUAUAAGGUAAGUUCUAUCAUCAUAUCCAUAAUUUGCCAGUGAUCGCAUAUGCGGUAGGCAGUGGCUGAGUGAGGAUUCACGCCUGGGCAGUUUAACUUGGAAACCAUGCUGCUGAAGCAUCCAUCCAUCCAUGCGUCCAUCCACCCAACAAUUAUGUGGAAUCCCUACUACCUUCCAGAUGCUAAGAUACAGCUGUGAACAAUGCAAAUACAAAUACACGUCUUCAUGAAGCUCACCUUCUAGUUGGGGAGAGAGACGGGAAGCCAGAUCAAGAAAUAAAACAAACUAGGUUAGAGAGUGGUCAGUGUUAAGGAGAAAACUAGAGUAGGGACGAAAGAUAAGUGUGUGCCUUGGGGGUCAAUUCUGAUUAGGGUGAUCAGGCAAAGUCUCAUUAAGAAGGUGACACCGAAUAAAGAUCUGAGGAAGUGAGGGAGCAAACCAUGCAGAUAUCUGAAGCAAGAGCAUGGUAGGUAGAGGAGACAGCAUAGACAAAGGCCCUGAGGAAGGAGCAUGGGUGGCACGUUCUAGAAAUAGCAAGGAGUCCAACAUGACUUGAGCAGAUGGAUCAAGGAACAGAGCAGGAGGAGAUGAGAUCGGAGUAGAUUCUCUACUGAUGAAGGAGAAGCCGUAUGAAAUACUCUUAAAGGUUUGGGACCUCAGACUACACGCAAGCUCUACAUGGAAUUUGACUCUUCGUUCACCCCAGUCCCUCACCCAGAACCAGAGUCCAGUCACUUAACUGCAGAGAAAAGGCUGAGGGUCCAAAGACGGCAAACUGUGGGUGACCGCGCCUGCGGGGGACUUUGCCAUCCGUCGUUCAGGACCUGGGGAGGAAGAGCCAGCCGCUCCCCAUCCCCUCCCCCACCAUUUCGGAUACCCCCCAGGGACGCGUUUUUGGGUUCCCACUGACUUCCAGGAAGGACGCGUGCCCCUCUUUGACUCCAGCUCGGGCGGCCACCUGUCUUUGCCGCGGUGACCUUUCUCCCAUGACCCUGCGGUGCCUCGAGCCCUCCGGGAAUGGCGCGGAAGGGACACGGAGCCAGUGGGGGACCGCAGGGUCGGCGGAGGAGCCGUCCCCGGAGGCGGCGCGUCUGGCGAAGGCCCUGCGGGAGCUCAGUCAAACAGGUUGGUACUGGGGAAGUAUGACUGUUAAUGAAGCCAAAGAGAAAUUAAAAGAGGCACCAGAAGGAACUUUCUUGAUUAGAGAUAGUUCGCAUUCAGACUACCUACUAACAAUCUCUGUUAAAACGUCCGCUGGACCGACUAACCUGCGAAUCGAAUACCAAGAUGGGAAGUUCAGAUUGGACUCUAUCAUAUGUGUCAAGUCCAAGCUUAAACAGUUUGACAGUGUGGUUCAUCUGAUCGACUACUACGUUCAGAUGUGCAAGGAUAAGCGAACGGGCCCAGAAGCCCCCCGGAACGGCACUGUUCACCUUUAUCUGACCAAACCGCUCUACACGUCCGCGCCGCCUCUGCAGCAUCUCUGCAGACUCACCAUUAACAAAUGCACCGGUACCAUCUGGGGACUGCCUUUACCAACAAGACUAAAAGAUUACUUGGAAGAAUAUAAAUUCCAGGAGGAAAUGGAUGCUAGAGACAAGCAAGUGCUUCGCUCCCAUCGCCUGGAGCUGGGUGCCGAGGUACUGGUGGAGGGACUGGUUCUUCAGUAUCUUUACCAGGAAGGGGUCUUGACGGAAAACCAUGUUCAAGAAAUCAAAGCUCAAGCCACAGGCCUCCGGAAAACAAUGCUGUUGCUGGAUAUCCUACCUUCCAGAGGCCCCAAAGCAUUCGAUGCAUUCCUAGAUUCCCUGCAGGAGUUUCCCUGGGUAAGGGAGAAGCUGGAGAAGGCAAGGGAAGAAGCUGUAGUUGAGCUGCCUGCAGAUGACCGGAUGACUGGAAUCCCGCCGCACGUCCUCAACAGCUCCCCGUCGGACCGGCAGAUUAACCAGCUGGCCCAGAGGCUGGGCCCUGAGUGGGAGCCCGUGGUGCUGUCUCUGGGACUGUCACAGACGGACAUCUACCGCUGUAAGGCCAACCACCCCCACAACGUGCAGUCGCAGAUGGUGGAGGCCUUCGUCCGCUGGAGGCAGCGCUACGGGAAGCAGGCCACCUUCCGGAGCUUGCACGGGGCCCUCCAAGCCGUGGAGGUGGACCCUUCCGUGCUCCGGUACAUGUUGGAAUGAUGGUGCCUCCGUGGAUCCACUGGGGUGUGCCUCCCCGAGUCCGGUGUGCCGAAUUCUGCCUUUCACCGGGGCAGGUAGUUUCGGGGGAGGGGAGUUUGCGCUUUUCUUUUUAAUGAUUCUUAAAUGAAAGGAGAAAAUAGGAUUUCCACUUGACAUUACUUGAAAGACCACAUUUCUCAGUAGAUCUCCUACAUUGGCUUGACAACUCGUUGUUUUUAAUUGCUCGAAGAUUGCAUUAUUUUAAUUGUGCCGAUUUUAAUUGUGUGGUUGCCUUUUAAUAGACUGAUAAAUCAUAGUGGCUCAAAAAAAAGUUCCGUGUUAUCACAUUACAUGCAGGUGUCCUAUAUAUAAAACAUCCACUUUUAGGUUUCCUGGGAAUUGAACUGUAGACUUUGCUAUUAAUAAUGAUGAUGAUAAUAAACGGUGAAUUACUAUAUAUAAUGUGGCCCUUUCAUGAGAAAGUAUUGUUUGUUUGUUUUUUCUCAUUUUUGUAUGGCACAGAUUAAGGGUGUAAAAUUACAGUAGUCAUUUCUUGGGAACAGAAUUGAUAGUCACAGCGAAAUGGUUACUUUCUCCAGUUAAGAGAAUAGCACAGGCAGGGUGUCUGCAUUAAAUUUAAGAUACUAAAGCUUCCUACAAAGGCCAGUUCAAGUACCAGCAUGCAUACCUGAGCCCUUCAUCUUUAAAAGAUUGCUGAAGAAAAUCCUGUGUUUGUAUAAAGGAUUUACUCGGGGACAAAAGGGGGCGUGGUCUUUCUGCUGGAACCUCGAUGACUGAGGUAUGUGCUCCUAAGAAUUAUGAUUUAGUCUCCUGUCUUUGUGUUAAGAGCACAUGGUAUUUGUCAAAUGCUUUACUGUUUUCAAGGCUUUCCAUAUAAGUGAUCUCAUCUGGACCUCACAAAAGUCCUAUAAAGUAGUUGGGCCAGAGAGGUGAGCCUCCUUCUGUGGAGAGGUUAAGUAAUUUGCUUGGGGCGAAUGAGCCAGAACGUGUGUCUUGGGCGCACUGCUCCUGUGUGUGCUUUCCAAUGCUCCAUGCUGCUUCCCUUCCUCUCUCUUCCGUGCUCGUGCCAGAAGCUCGAGUCCUGCUCUUCUCCUGCGGGCAGCAUCCCCUCGGACGAGUUACUUCACUUCUCUAAGCCUCAGUUUCCUCAUUUGUAGAAUGAGGAAAUGAUUGUCCCCACCGCCAAGAUUGUUGAUGACUAAGGGAGGAACCUCUGCCAAGGGCCUCCUAGUGCCUAGCCCGUGCUCAGCUCUUGGGAAAUGGCAGCUGUAAAUUUGCUGCGGCUGCUGAACGUGGAUGCAGUUCACAGACACAGCUGAGGAGUGGCUGAAGCUGAGGCGCUGUAGGAGGAGGUGCUGUUACCAGGUUACCUGCUACACUUAAACGUGAUGCGAUUUAUUAGCUCUGCAAUGGGUCCAAUCAAGAGGGGCAGGUGAACAUUCCCAAUCUAUGAUCUGUCUGUCUGCAUAAUUGGAGAGUCUAUUUCCUAAUCCUAACCUAACUCAGGAUUUCUCAAAGGGAAAGAGUUAUGCUUUUUACCUCUCUCCAUUCCGAGGAGAAGUAUAUAGAGUGGUAGCGUUGAACAUGAAGUGGGUGCUCAAAAAGAUGACAGUGGUGUGUUGACAACAUCCUUUCAGAUGUCUGGUAACCAUAUUCCCUUUACUGAAAAAGAUCAGUUAUUUCAUGGUUCAGCAAACCGUUCAGAAGGAUGGUCUACUGGCCUCAUCUGUUCUAAUUUUCCAUUUUGCAGCCCAGCCAUUAAUUCCUUAUCCUGUAAAGUUCUCAUAUUUUUGGCCCUAUCACUGUGCCCAGUGACAGACUGUACUUCUACAGCAUCUUCAAUAAACUGCCUGUCAUUUUGAACCUUGGACUUGUCACAUUGCUAUUCAUCCCCCUGGGUUUGCUAACAGACAGUUGCUUUGGCUUUUGUUCUCGUUUAUGGAUGAGUGAGUGUAGCUGGGCUCUGCUGCGUCUGACUAGGUGGCAUUAGAAGUGGGUCUGAUGAUUAGCUGGGUCAUCUUCCCGCCAUUUGGAAGGAAUCGGUCAUGCACGAAGAGACUUCUGUGCUCUGUCAGCAGUGAAGGACAAUUCGUGACAAACUGGCCCAUGAUGGGCUGCGGGGGCCGUUAGAGAGCUCUGACUUGCCACCCUUAAUGAGCAGGGUGUCUCCACCAUCAAAUGGCAGCCGCACCUGCUUGGACCCGCUCACAUCCUUACAGAAGAUUUGCAGAACGGAAGAACAGGGCAUCCAAAUCACUGCCUCAUUGCUACCUCUGGCUGUGAAGAGUGAUGCUACCUGGCAUCUGCCUCCCUCCCGAGAGAAUCUGCCGGGUGAUGUGCUUGCAAGGAGUCCGUGUGUUUUUGCAUGGGAGAAGAUUCCAGAGAUUGCCUACCUCCAAUAAAAUUCUGAAUCAGUGCAACGAGAUGGCAUUUGCAAGCAGUGACGAAAAACAAAAAGGAUAAACAGUCUUGCUCCACUUUGGUUUGGGGUGUGUGUGUGUGUGUGUGUGCAUUCAUGCACAUGCAUAGAUAAGAACCCUAACUUUUUAAAAACUAUAACUUUUAUUAAAUUUUAUCAGUACAACAAUAGUACAUGUUUGUUAUAGCAGUUUGAAAAAAAUCCUAAUAAGAAGAAAAAAAUAAGAAGUCCCCCUAUUGCAAUUUUUUAAAGAUAAUCACUGGUGCACCCCAGUUUUGGUCUCUGUCGUCCAGUUACUUUCCUCUGGCUGCAUAUUCUCUUCGUAACAAAAGUGGGAUUGUAUCAUGCACGCUGUUUUACAAUUGGCUUCUUUUAUUUAACAUGUAACUAUCUUUCUAUGUCAUUAAAUAUUUUUCUAUACCA